AUGGCCACAGAGCAGGCAAGGGGGCAGCACGGCCCAGACCCGGCCACUGGCCCUCAGAAGCCCCCUGCAGGGGUUGUGACUCCCAAGAGUGAUGCAGAGGAGCCCCCGCUGACCAGGAAGAGGAGCAAGAAGGAGAGGGGGCUCCGAGGGUCUCGAAAGCGCACUGGCAGCUCUGGGGAGCAGUCAGGCCCCGAGGCCCCGGGGAGCAGCAAUAACCCUCCGAGGACUGGAGAGGGCCCAGUGGGGGCACCCCCUGCAUCCCCUGGGCCGGCCUCUUCUCGCCAGUCCCACCGACAUCGUCCUGACUCCCGGCAUGACGCUGCUCAGAGGACAUACGGGCCCCUGCUCAAUCGAGUCUUCGGGAAGGACCGCGAGCUGGGCCCCGAGGAGCUAGACGAACUUCAGGCCGCCUUUGAGGAGUUUGACACUGACCGUGACGGCUACAUCAGCCACCGGGAACUGGGUGACUGCAUGCGGACCCUGGGCUAUAUGCCCACCGAGAUGGAGCUCCUGGAGGUCUCGCAGCACAUCAAGAUGCGCAUGGGUGGCCGUGUGGACUUUGAGGAGUUCGUAGAACUGAUAGGCCCAAAGCUGAGGGAGGAGACGGCGCAUAUGCUGGGGGUGCGAGAGCUGCGCAUCGCCUUCCGAGAGUUUGACAGGGACAGGGAUGGACGAAUUACGGUAGCGGAGCUGCGGGAGGCCGUACCGGCUCUGCUCGGGGAGCCGCUGGCGGGUCCUGAGCUGGACGAGAUGCUCCGAGAAGUGGACCUCAAUGGGGAUGGCACCGUAGACUUUGAUGAGUUUGUGAUGAUGCUUUCCCGCCACUGAGGCUCCAGGAGGGAAUAUCUGUUGCCCCUGUGGCCCCAGACACUGGCCGGACCCAGACUACAGCCCUCCCGCAGGAGCCUCCAGGAUGGAGAUGGAGGAGACCCAGCAGCCCCGACUUCUUCUGUCCCUGAAAACACCUGGCCUCGAGGUCUGCUUGUUAUGUUACCCACCCAUCCUCAUCCUUACCUCCCCCUACUCAAGCUGCCUGGAGAAGACCUGCCCUCAGCUGUCCACCGUUCCUCAGUGUGAGCAAGAUUUGGGUCUCUCCAGACCCCUGGGAGGUAGGGAGUUCCCUGGCACUGGUGGCAUUCAGUGGGGACGCCCCAGUGGCAUGAUGAAUGGAGAGGAUGGCUGGACCCCUCCCACUACUUAUAUUUAUAGGUUUUUUUUUAUUGAAUGAACUUGAGCCGGGUGCGGUGGCUCACACCUGUAAUCCCAGCUGUUGGGAGGCCGAGAUGGGCGGAUCACGAGGUCAGGAGAUCAAGACCACCCUGGCUAACACGGUGA
Cercocebus atys (sooty mangabey) is the source of this 1335-nucleotide messenger RNA. RefSeq names its product calcium binding protein 4 (gene CABP4). The record is from RefSeq and is a predicted model, not a curated record. Gene Ontology annotation, molecular function: calcium ion binding. NCBI's taxonomy places the organism in Eukaryota, Metazoa, Chordata, Mammalia, Primates, Cercopithecidae. The coding region runs from base 1 to 828 and encodes 275 amino acids. The transcript has 6 exons.